This is a messenger RNA of Pestalotiopsis fici W106-1, 1788 nucleotides long. RefSeq lists its product as uncharacterized. Gene Ontology annotation, molecular function: transcription cis-regulatory region binding; DNA-binding transcription factor activity, RNA polymerase II-specific; zinc ion binding. Gene Ontology annotation, biological process: positive regulation of transcription by RNA polymerase II. The transcript is spliced from 5 exons. Gene Ontology annotation, cellular component: nucleus. NCBI's taxonomy places the organism in Eukaryota, Fungi, Ascomycota, Sordariomycetes, Amphisphaeriales, Sporocadaceae. Bases 1 to 1788 code for a protein of 595 amino acids. The record is from RefSeq and is a predicted model, not a curated record.
AUGAAUGCUAAUUUUGGCCGUCUCCUACUGCAGGCUGUACAUCUUGGUGAGUACUUGCCAUUGAACCCCGAUGACAAGAAGAAGAAAUGCGACGAAACAAGACCUCAGUGCGCCCGCUGCGCUGAAAGAUCUCUGCCAUGCACAUACGAAGCCGUAAAACCCCGCCAACGUAGGAAACGAGACUCCGACGCUGGACUAGUGGUAGAUUUGGAAGAACGAGACGGAGCCAACAACGAUGGCGACGAGCACUGGCAUCUCGGCGGAGACAUUGUGGAGGAAAUACACAGAGAUGACUGUGGCAGUAUAACAACAGAUGCCUUGUCAACAACAGAAACAGACACACUGCUAUCACCGACCGCAACGAGUAUAUUUAGCUUCACCGACGAUGAUGUCAAGGGACACCAGCUCGGAACCUUGGUUCGGAGGAGCUCUGGCUUCAGCAUCACCUCCAACCCCUUGUGUCUGCCUCCUGAUCUGGCACUGAUCGCGCCUUGCCCCUUGGCUUCACCGACGUUGGACUUUUGUAUACCGGCUUUCAACGAAUUCUCGGAUCGACCAAGCCGCCGUGCUCUUGUUGAUCACUUUUGCAAUGUUCUCUCUCACCUUAUCGUGUUUAGGGAAGAAUCGGGCAAUCCUUUUCAGCAGCUGGUUCUACCGCUCUCAUAUAAUAGUUCCCCAGUCAUGAAUGCGAUAUACGCUCUAGCCAGUGCUCAUCUCGAAUAUCGAGGCGUCUCGUCCGGCGAAAAAUCCCUCUAUUUUCACAACGAGGCGAUCCAGGGCCUUGCCCAACUUAUCGAAGCUGGAGGCAAAGCAACCCAUAAAAAUGAGCUCCUAGCUGCAAUUAUGCUAUUGGUGUAUUACGAAGUCCUGGUUCAAAAGGGACGCUCGAAUAUUGUUGAUGGCCACCUCCGCGGCGCACUCACUAUUAUGGAAUCCUCUCCAGGAGAUGCCAGUCCUACGAGUAUCUUUCUGGAACGGGCCUUUCGCUUUUACGAUGUGAUUACGGCACUGUCUCUGGGCACUGCGCCGAUCGCAACAGCGCCGGCUGCAGGCUGCCUGAUUCCAUUACCUCCUCUAGAUGCUCCCGUAGCCUCGCCUCUGCGCAAUGUCGACACGUUGCUCGGCAUGGCAACAACACUUUGGCCCAUCAUGCAUCGACUCUCGAACCUCUUUUCUUUGAAGAAUGAACUGGACAAUGCAGUUAAAAGUCAUCAGAAUUCCAAAGCAGCAGUACUUCGAACGGAAUUCGAGACAACGUCUCAGGCUAUCCAGAUGGCGCUCGAUCGUUGGCAGCCCAGCUUGCCCCCGAAUAUCGUCCUCAAGGAUGGCCAUCUCGAAUCGAUUAAAGGCCAGGAAAUGCCAGAACGAGACCUCCUCAACUCGAUCCUACACAACGCGCUAGCGUACCGCUCCAGCGCAUUCGUCUACUUGUAUCGGUCGAUAUAUGGAUAUUCGCCCGAUCAUGCACUGGUGCAGAGGCAUGUGCAUGACUCGCUCAUCUACUGUUCACGAUGCGUUGCGUUCAAGGGGCCAAUGGGUGCUCUCUUGUGGCCGCUGUUUGUUGCCGCAUGUGAAGCCAUAACUACAGAAGACCGAGCUUCCGCCGAGAGGACAUUUGGUGAAUACGACACACAUCAGGGCAUGACGAAUAUCGACAAUGCCUGGGGUGUUGUCCGAGAAGUCUGGAAGCAACACGAUCUUCUCAGCGUGACCCCGUACGGCUCCAAGGAUGCUGACUUGUGGCGACGGGUCAGCAAGGAAAUGGGAAUUAGCGUUGUUUUGGGCUAA